CCAACGGAGACCAUGGGCAAGAUCAUUUUUUACGAGGACAAAAAUUUCCAGGGCCGGAGCUAUGAGUGCAGCAACGACUGCACAGAUCUACACUUGUACUUCAGCCGCUGCAACUCGAUUCGCGUGGAAAGCGGCUGUUUCAUGAUUUACGAGCGACCCAAUUUCAUGGGCCACCAGUAUUUCAUGAGAAAGGGGGAGUACGCUGACUACCAGAGGUGGAUGGGUUUCAGCAGCAGCAUCCGUUCAUGCCGGGUGAUUCCAGCGUAUCGAGGCUCCUACAGAUUGCGAAUCUAUGAGAAGCCAGACUUCAGCGGUCACAUGAUGGAGUUCAUGGACGACUGUCCCUGUGUGUCUGACCGUUUCCAUCACCGCCACGUCUACUCUAGUAACGUUAUGAAUGGCUUCUGGAUUUUCUACGAGUACCCAAACUACCGAGGCAGACAGUACUUCCUGAGACCUGGGGAGUACAGGCGGUACCGUGAUUGGUGCGCCACCUGCGCCAUUGUUGGGUCCUUCAGGAGGGUCACUGAAUUUUAGCCAUCAAUUGCAGCCUUUUCUGUAAAUAUCAACACUUAGUAAAUUAAAGAUUUUGAAUUUUUAAACUGUUCUGUGAUGUUUUUUUGACAUUAUUAAUGUUCUCUGGUUAUAUAAAUAGCUGUUGGGAAAGCAGAAAGAGU
Oryzias melastigma (Indian medaka) is the source of this 677-nucleotide messenger RNA. Its product is annotated as gamma-crystallin M2. The record is from RefSeq and is a predicted model, not a curated record. Gene Ontology annotation, biological process: lens development in camera-type eye; visual perception. Lineage: Eukaryota; Metazoa; Chordata; Actinopteri; Beloniformes; Adrianichthyidae. Bases 13 to 537 code for a protein of 174 amino acids. Gene Ontology annotation, molecular function: structural constituent of eye lens. The transcript has 3 exons.